UCGUUUAUUGAGGGGAAAAUAGUGUAUGAGGAAUGAGAAUGAGGAUGAUGUUUACAUAAUUGUAUCAUUUUAUGAAAGAUUUAAAUUGCAAUUAAUUAAAUUAGUUAAAGCCAUGAAAGGAGAUGCUUUUCCCUGUGUGCCUUGAUGAUUUUAUUUUUUAUUUUUUCGAGAUUGUCUGCUCAAUUGUCACCGACUGCUGAUUAUGAAUUUCUGUUUGAAUUUGGAAUCCUCCAUGUUAAACGGACGAACAUACCUAAUUUAAACGAGUUGAAGCCCUAUCUAAGGUUAAGAAGAGGUUUUCCAGAAAUUACCGCAAUUUGAAGAGCCCACCUAUGUGGCUGCCUGCACGAUCCCAAUAUUUGUCACAUGGCAGUUUGGAUGAGGCUGAAAUUUUGUGGACGGGUAGACCCCAAGGUUCCUUGCUCACAACUUUGCUAAGUGGAAAGCUAGAGUUGAAAAAUUCAGGAGUUGAGAAAGUGCACAAUAAUGGGUACUGCUGCAUUCCUACCAAGAGGGUCCAGUAUUCCGAACAUCAAUGGGAAAUUGUGUGGCUAGGCAUUUCAAGGAUGAAAAUGAUGCAGAUCCUACAGUAAACUUUGCCAGUGGGAAUAUACAUCUUAUAACUACCAAAGAAAAGUGGGAUGAAAAGAUAUCAGAAGCAAAUAAUGAUAGCAAGUUUGUUGUGGUGAAUUUCAGUGCAUCAUGGUGUGGUCCUUGCAGAUUGAUUGCUCCAUUCUACAGUGAGCUCUCUGAGAAAUACCCUUCACUCAUGUUUCUAACUGUGGAUGUUGAUGAGCUAACUGAAUUCAGCUCUUCUUGGGAUAUCCGAGCCACGCCGACCUUUUUCGUCCUUAAAGAUGGGCAGCAGGUUGACAAGCUUGUGGGCGCCAACAAGCCAGAGCUACUGAAGAAGAUAAUCGAUAUUGCAGAUACGGUAGCACAAGUUUCAAAAUGAUUGUUGUCGAUGGUCCCACCUCGUGUUCAAGGGAGAGGGAAGUUUUGACUAUACUAAAGAGUAUUUAUAUGCUACACCUUCUGGUCUUGUAAAUGUUUUUCUUCUCUUUAUUAUUAUUAUCUUUUUUUGGGGGGGCUUGUAAAUCUUUUUCUUCUCUCCCCCUCCCCCCCCUCAAGUCUAAAGUAUGUAAAUCAAUUGAAUCAUUUCAUUACAUGAACCCUGAACUUUUUUUGAGAACCUGAGAUUGAAUUGAGAAAGUUAUUUUUUGCA
This is a messenger RNA of Macadamia integrifolia, 1225 nucleotides long. Its product is annotated as thioredoxin H4-1-like. The transcript has 8 exons. Bases 536 to 955 code for a protein of 139 amino acids. The record is from RefSeq and is a predicted model, not a curated record. Lineage: Eukaryota; Viridiplantae; Streptophyta; Magnoliopsida; Proteales; Proteaceae.